AUGUCCACCACAACCACCACAACAACCACCACGACCCUGACAGGGGCACCCACAGGACCCCGCGUCCUCUCCGUCUCCAAAUCCCCCACACACAGCAUCUCCAAAACCCCCGUCCCCUCCAUAACUCUCCUUCCCAACCACGGCGUCAGCGGUGACUGCCACGCGGGCAAAACCACCCAACACACUACGUCCACCACACCAUCUUCUACAGCCAGCAACCUCCGCCAAAUCCAUCUCCUCCCCAUCGAAUCCCUCCGUCACAUCUCCUCUACCUCCUUCAAGGGAAAGCAGCCCCUCACCCCCGGCGGAGUCGGCGAGAAUGUGACGACCGAGGGCAUCGAGUUGGGGAAUCUACCUCCAGGUACGGAGAUACAUUUCGGGGAUCAGGAUGGUGGCAACGGGGCAGUGGUUAUGAUUACAGAGGUGAGAGAGCCUGGACCGGGACUGGAUAAAGUGAGGCCCGGAUUGAGGGACGCGUUUCGGGGCGUGAGGAGAGGCUGGUGGGGGGUUUUGGGGGUUGUUGUGAAAGGUGGGGAGGUGAGGGGAGGGAUGGGGGUUAAGGUUGUGGUGAAGUAA
Aspergillus niger is the source of this 576-nucleotide messenger RNA. RefSeq lists its product as uncharacterized. Bases 1 to 576 code for a protein of 191 amino acids. The transcript has a single exon. NCBI's taxonomy places the organism in Eukaryota, Fungi, Ascomycota, Eurotiomycetes, Eurotiales, Aspergillaceae. Gene Ontology annotation, molecular function: pyridoxal phosphate binding; molybdenum ion binding; catalytic activity. The record is from RefSeq and is a predicted model, not a curated record.